This is a messenger RNA of Effrenium voratum, 3270 nucleotides long. The record is from the annotation of a GenBank genome assembly. NCBI's taxonomy places the organism in Eukaryota, Dinophyceae, Suessiales, Symbiodiniaceae.
AUGCAGCGGCGCGUGGAGGCGCAGUUCCGGCGCGACUGGACCUUCGGGUUUGCGGUCUGGAACUACUUGUUCCGGGCCGCGGUCAACUUGCAGAAGAACGCUUACAUGUUCUCCGCACCCAGCGCCGACGGCGGCAGCUACCAGUCCUUGAACCCCGAGGACAUCGUCGCGGGCGUCCGGGAGAUCACAUCCCGCUUGCGGGGAACCUACACGGACAUCAACGGCGAGGAGAAGCCCGUCCAAGCGGACUUGACCAAGCUGCGCUUUGCAAACCUGAAGCCCGCCGCCCGCAAGAUCCUGGCGAACGUCGAGGCCCGGGCCAAGAACAUCCCCGGGACCCACGAGGUGCGCAAGACCAUGCGCCUCCAGACCCACGCUCAUCGCGUCUGCUUCGGGACCUCGAUCUUCUUGCCUUCGGAGCGAGACACCGCCCUGAUGCUGCGCCUGGCGCGUGUGCGAGAAGAGGAUCCGGCGCUACUGCGGGACGGCGCGAAGAAGUUCCAGGCCCGCGGCCUGCCGGCGCUGGACGAAGAGUUCUGCCGGCUGAGCCCCGAGGCCUUGGCGGAGAACCUGCCGAACUACGAGGACAGGCGCGCGCUGCUGGCCAGGGACCCGCUGGCUUGCGCGGAGGGCUUCAGGACUUUCGGCGCAAAAUGGGGGGGGGAGACGCUGGUGCUCCUGACGCUGCGCCACCUCUUGGGGGUCAGGUUCUGCCCGCGCUGCCCGAACUGCGCGACUUCGGGGCAGCCUUGCAGCGACGCGUUCGGGAGCAACGCCGUGGCCGGCGGCGGCGUGCUGGGCAGAGUUGACGCGGUGUUUGGCUCCAUCGAGUGUCAAAAGAGCGGAGCCCUCCACGCCCACAUGCAAGUGUUCGUCCAGUGCCGCCAUCAGCGCGGGUCGCUGGCCGGUCUCCUUGACUUGGGUAAGCCCGAGCUCCGAACCUUGCUGCAAAGGUAUGCUUCCUACACUGCCCAUGUCCGGCGCUCCGUCUACUGCGACCCGGAGGGCUGGGAGCGCGAUCGGGCCGCCGCGGAGGAGUACAAGGACUGCGCCUUGAUGUUGAGCCGGCCGGCCCGCCGGCUGCGGCCCGAGGAGUGGACGCGGCGAUACUUGGCGGAGGACGUGGAGCAGCUGCAGCAGCGCAAGCAACAUCAUGUGCAUCUCCCUGCCGGCCCAGGCGGCGAGCGGCGGCCCCUGGCCCACUGCCGCGACCCCAAGGAUCCGACGAGGUGCAAGAGCGGGUUCCCCCGCGACAGCCAGUUGAUUCUGGGCCGAACGGCUCUGGUCUGCCGCGGCUUGGCCGAGCAGCUGGACCUGCCCGUCAAGGGCAAGCGGAGCUCUUUGGGCCUGCAGUGGGGCCCGGUCAACGACCCGAACCUCAACGGCAACCACCCGGCGCUGCUGGCGGCGCUGCGCUGCAACGGCGACCUCCAGCUGCCUUACCGGUUCCCCGUGACGAAGGAGACCCACGACGACGCGCUCUGCCAGGAGGCCUGCGUCGGCGACGGCGACGUCAAGCUGCUCGUUCGGGAAGCGCAGCGGAAUCAGGCCGCCCAAGCCGGCUACGGCUGCGACUACAUGAACAAGCGGCUGCCCAUCGCCGUGCAAGAGCUCAAGGACUGGCAGCGCGGCCAUCGGGAGCUCGGCGAAGACUUGAAGGACAAGCCCGCCGGCUACGUCGGGGCGAGGGUGGCCAAGCGGCUGACCACGGACUGCUACGCCCGCGGCGUCUGCCGCGGCGCGGUGGAGUGCGCCAAUUUGACCACGCGCCAGGCGGGCAACGACCCCACGGCGGCCGAGUCUCUCAAGACGGCGCCCGUCCAGCCCAUCUCCUUGCAGUUCGGCCUCCAACUCCUGGAGGCGGCGGCCGCCGGCGAAGCUUGGCCGGCUGAGCCGCGACAGCUGCGGACAGACGUGCGGCCGGCGGCUCAGCGAGGGCGCGUGGUCUCCUGCCCGUUCUGGACCUUCUACGGGGCGCGGGGGCGAGCAGCCGAAGUCCGCGAGCUCUGCGCCUUCGAGUUCGCGCGCCACUUCCUCUUCAAGCUGGCCAAGCGGCCCUUUGUGCUGGAGCAGCUGAGCGAGCGGCGCGACGGAGGUUUUCACGCCUCGCUGACGCGGGCUGGGGCGGCGAAGCUUGGCGGAAACCCCAAGACCGUCUUGCUGCCCGGGGCGGACUACGAGAUCCACGAGGAAGGCGGGGAAGACUGGCUGCCGCCAGGGCGUGGAGCGCUUGCCCAGCAGUUUAGACACGCUUGGAUCCUUGCGCGCCGGGGCAGGCGAGGGGGCGGGGGGGGGAGGAGGAGGCGCGCGGCGCUUGCAGAGGGGGGAGAGGGCGCGGGCGGCCGCGGUUCCCUUGCGAGGCCCUACGUCCCGGUUGUCCAGGGCGCGCUUGGCGGUCGCUCGGAGGAGGACUACGCGAAGCGGGUGCUGCUGCUCUUCUGCCCUUGGACGAGCCACCCCGACGACGCCUCGGCCGCCGCGCCCUUCCUCGCCGACCUCUGCAAGUUCGGCAAGUCAGACUGGCGCCGCGCCCUCCGACGGCGGCUGAUUCUCCAAGGCUUCCCGACCGAAGAGGUCAAGCAGUUCGCGCUGAACUUUUGCUUCGUCUACUGCCUGCCGCGGGAGCUCCGGCCGGAACAGCACUUGCAAGAGAACAGCGACAACGAGGUCCAGGACGAGGGCGUGCGCUUCGACAAGGCGGACUUGGAGGCGGCUCGGGCCACGCACGUCCGCGGCGCGGGCAAGCUGGGCUCCGAGAACUUUGACGAACAAGACAGUGAGCAGGAGGACGCGGCCGCGGCGACGCGGCUGUGCGUCAUGACCAAGCAGAUGUUCGACUUGUCCCGGGCCGCGUGGAGGAAGAGCGGGGCCGACGCCUCGCCCGGCCAAGGCGCGCCAGCGCAAAACGAGCAGCUCGACCACAACGCGCUCGCCUGGGCCGCCCGCGCCUCGCGGAGCAAGAGCAGACUUCCGUCCUUUCCGGGCGUCGGCCAAGCCGGGCGGGAUCCCGAGGCGCAGCCGCUCGGCCCGCCCGUGACCGCAGACGCGCUGUUGGACUGGCUGGGCAGCGAGCGCGUCCGGAGCGGUCUGAACUCCAAGCAAUGGGAGAUGCUGCGGGUGGUGGUGGAAAGGGUUCUGGUCGAGCUGGAGCUGGUGCCGCCGGACCACAAGAUCGCUCUGCGGCGAGCCGAGCCGCUGGCCUGGCUGCUGCACGGCCCGCCGGGCACUGGGAAGUCCCACGUCCUGAAGUUCCUGCGGGAGUUGUUCGAG